CUGUCUGAGUAUGCUACCUACCGCUGAGUUUUCCUGUUUAUUGAUGUCCUGCCCACAGCUGUUGGCGGGAUGUCAGUGUUUGAUCAAAGACUCUGCCCCCGGCAGCUGCACACAUCCCGAGCCCGAAAAUAAUAACUUCCAGCCGCAGCGUCCCGGAGCAGUCUGACCGCAGACCCCCACAUCGGCUCGGAUCCCUCACCGCGCCGGACCUCAGCCGCCGAGACCGAGACGAGGUGAGGGGUUCGAUAUUAGCCAUUGAUGUCUGAACAUCCCUGAUCUACAAAGCACACCCCAGCUGUGGGAACGGAGGUCAAGAGAUGGACGUAAAUUGGGCUGCAACCCUCUUCGUGUUUGGGAUGAUCUGUGAUUCAUCACGAGGGCAUUGGCAAUGGACACAAUGGUUCAAUAUCGACCAUCCCGGAGGGAGAGGAGACCUCGAGCGACUCGAUGCUAUCCAGAGGCACUACCCAAACAAGCUGUGCCCCUCACCGGUCGGUGCGCAGGCCCGCACUACGCAGGGCGUACCAGCCGCGCUGACGGGAGAGGCAUUUCACCUCAGCUCCCAGCGUGGCUUCUGGUGUCUCAAUAAAGAGCAGCUCCCGGGGAAACACUGCUCGAAUUAUGCCGUCAGAUUCCAGUGCCCUAGAGGACCCGUUUCUGCUGUGGCUCUGGGCUCCUGGUCCACAUGGUCCGAGUGGGGAGCGUGCAGCGCAGGCUGUGAGCAGACGGGGGUGCAGACGCGGACACGUUCCUGCCCCUCGGCACUGCCCAACGACCGGCAGCAUCACUGUCCCGGACCUCUGCAGGAAGGGCGGAUGUGUACGGGUCCACCUUGCACAGUUGCCCCGAGGCUGAUCAUCAGUCCAGCGAGGAGCAGGGAAGAAGAGCAGACUGCCGGCUGCGGGCUAAUUUGUUCCAUGGGCCGUGUGAACGCAGCCUGCAGCCGUUGCAUGUGUGAGGACCACACCCUCCUGGGGUCAGUGCGGCUGCAGGACGGAGCUCCAGCCUCCGGGGCCACGGUCCACCUGCGGGGAGACCCGGACUCACUGCUGACAACUUGCGAUGACAAUGGCAAGUUCAAGAUUCCCGGUCUCUGCCCCGAUGGCAACACGGCUGUGGAGAUUCGGAAGCCCCGAUAUGGUGUUGCUGUGGUCGUACUGGACAAAGGCACCGACAAAGUCUCCAUCAUCAGCGUAAAGCUCAAGAGAUCCGUGAAGCCGUUCAUCAGGUCACAGCCCCAGAGCAAGAUCAGACGUGAGGGACAGAGCGUCACUUUCUGCUGCAAGGCCGUGUGUGAUCCACCUGCCAACAAGUACUCCUGGUACCACAACGGCUCUUUGCUGGACGAGGGGGGAGCUGGCCACGGCAGUGUGUUGGUGUUACACUCCCUGCAGCCACAACACGCUGGGCAGUACUCGUGUCGUGCCAGCAGCCCUGCCGGUUCCAUUAAAUCCCAGCCAGCCACACUCACCGUGACAGCACUGACGGCUCCUUCUUGUAAUCCAGCCCCCGAGAGCUAUUUCAUCCGACUCCCGGCUGACUGUUACCAAAACCGGAGCCAGUCCUUUCUCUACGACGCGGGGCGGUGUCCUGCCGCAGCGUGUGCCGGGGACCAGGAGCCGGAGAGGGAGUGCAGAGAUGCGACGACGUUCUGCUGUGGGGUGGUGCAGCUGGAGGACAGGAGCAUAUCCUGCUCUGGGUACACACUCUCCAUCAGGGUGGUGAGGAAGUGUGGGUGCCAGAGGUGCGUAGAUAUCAAGGCCACCGUGCGUGGCCGCGCAGUAGCGGCUGACAAUGGGGAGCCCAUGCGCCUCGGGCAGAUCUUCAUGGGCGGGAGGAAAGUCGGUAUGACCGGGUACAAGGGCACCUUCUCAAUGGCGGUCCCGACCGACGUCGACAGGUUGGUCCUGACCUUUGUGGAUCGUUACCAGAAGUUUGUGAAUACCACGAAGGUACUGGCCUUCAACAGGAACGGAGGGUCUGUGUUUCACCAGAUUAGACUUCUAAGAAAGAAGCCAGCGAUGACGCUAGACUCUUCUGUCAGCAACACCAUCAGCCUGGGGGCAAGUGAAAAACGAAAACCCAUUGCUGAACUGGAGAUCCCAGCCAACUCAUUCUACAAGCAGAAUGGGUUGGUUUACAGGGGCCUGGUGAAAGCCAGCAUCACCUUCCUCGAUGCCAGAGACAUCUCCAUGGCCUCAGCAGCACAGAGUGACCUGGACUUUCUUAGUGAAGAGGGCGAUGUUCUGCCCUUGAGGACCUAUGGCAUGUUUUCUUUGGACUUCACCGACGAAGCUGCAUUGAACGAUCUCAACGCUGGUCAGGUGAGGGUAUUCCUGGACACUGCCCAAGUCCAAAUGCCUCAACACUUGGAACUGAUGAAGCUGUGGUCUCUCAACCCUGACACUGGCUUCUGGGAAGAAGAGGGGAACUUCACUUUUGCCCAAAGCCGGCGAGGGAGACGCGAGGAGCGAACCUUCCUGGUGGGUAACAUGGAGAUUCGAGAGCGGCGCCUCUUUAACCUGGACGUCCCCGAGAGCAGGAGGUGCUACGUCAAAGUCCGCACCUUCCAAGGCGACCGCUUCACGGCCGGCAAUCAGUUGGGGGGAGCGGUGGUAUCGCUCAUUAACCUAGAGCCCCUGCCGGGGUUUAGCUCCAAUCCCCGGGCCUGGGGACGCUUCGACAGUGUGGUCAGCGGUCCCAACGGGGCCUGUGUGCCUGCUUUCUGUGACGAGCGUCAGCCCCACGCUUACUCCGCCUACGUGACAGCGACCCUCAGGGGAGAGGAGCUCGAGGCCGUGGCUUCCUCCCGCUCCCACUCCCUGACAUCCAAUAUUGGCGUGCAGCAGCCCCUCCUGCAGAAGUUCCAAUACAGGAGGUCAGACCAUGAGGACCCCAGGGCCAAAAAGACAGCAUUCAGGAUAAACAUGGCCAAGCCCACCCCCAAUGUGGCAGAGGAGGUGAAUGGUCCCGUUUACCCUUACGAGAAGCUGCGAGAGUGUGAGGAGGCGCCCUUCAGUGCUGCUCAUUUCCGCUUCUACAGGGUGGAGGGUGAUAGAUAUGAAUACAACACCGUAGCCUUCAACGAAGAUGACCCGACGAGUUGGACAGAGGACUACCUGGCCUGGUGGCCGCAGCCCCUUGCGUUCCGAGCUUGUUACAUCAAACUGAAGCUCAUCGGAACGCAGGACAUCACGGUGAGGUCUCGCAACCUGGGCGGUACGCACCCCCGGACCGUAGGCCAGCUGUACGGCCUGCGAGACGUUCGGAGCACCCGCGAUGCCAACCAGCCCGGCGUCUCCGCCGCCUGCCUGGAGUUCAAGUGCAGCGGCAUGCUCUACGACCAAGAGCGGGUCGACCGAACGCUGGUGAAGAUCAUCCCACAGGGUCACUGUCGCCUGGAGAACAUUAACAACAUGUUCCGGGAAUAUCUGGUCAACUCCCUGCCUCUUGCUGUCAACAACGACACCAGCCAGUUCACCAUGCUGGCUCCCCUCGAUCCUCUCGGCCACAAUUACGGCAUCUACACCGUAACUGACCAGGAUGCUGCCACUGCCAAGGAAGUAGCGCUUGGCAGGUGCUUUGAUGGAAGUUCAGACACCGUCUCCAGAGUCAUGAAGUCCAACGUGGGAGUGGCGCUGACCUUUAACUGUGCAGACAGGCCCGCGGGCCAGCAGAACGCCUUCCAGAGCCUGCAGAACUUCCCAGGACAGCCGCUCGUGUACAGUCAGCGAGUGGGAAGAGGAAAGAGAGGUCGCUUGUUUAGUACAUUGAGAAAAUACAUGCAAGUGCCAAGAGCGUAGGCCGACACUGUGUGGUUCUGUGAUGUGGAUUAAACCAGCACCUCACUCCAAACUCUGUAGUUCCAAAUUAAACUACAAGUUCAAAUCUUUAGGGAGGAAGUUACUUCCAAAUCCUGAGAACUGUGAUACUAGUUCUCCAUUCUAUUUAUUUCUGGUAGUGUUCCAACGCAGAGCUUUCCAGAACACACCAUGUAGGAUGUGUUCAGGCAAACAUAGAACAUUACAGCACCGUACAGGCCCUUCAGCCCACUUUUAGCCUGCUCCAAGGUCAAUCUAAGCCCUCCCACCCACAUUGCGCCCUAUUUCUCUAUCACCCACAUUCCUAUCUUAUUGAAUGCCCCUCAUGUGUCUGCCUCCACCAUCAGCCCUGGCGGUAUCCAUCUGUGUGUAAAAACAAAAUAGGUCUAGCAUCCCUCAUAUACUUUCCUCCAAUCACUUAAAAUUGUGCCAUUUCCACCCUGGGUAAAGGUGAUGGCUGUCCACUCCACUUGUGCCUCUCAUCAUCUUGUAUACCUCUAUCAAGUCACUUCUCAUCCUCCUUCACUCCAAAGAGAAAAGGCCCAGCUCGCUCAACCUUUGCUCAGAAGACAUGCUCCCUCGUAUUGGAACUAGCAUAAACAACCUUUCUCUUCACUUGCUGGCUUGAAUUUCCUGUACUUCUGACAUAACGAAUUUGUAUUUGGCUCGUAGUUAGUAUUAUGCAAUACCAGAUGUUUCUAAAAUAAAGAGCUCAAGUUUUACAUGCGCAUUGUCCUUCUGCUAAAUAUGACUGUGCUGAGAACGCUCCUGAACACUCCAGGACUAGAGUUACGGAGGACUGGAUAUCUGGGGAUGGAUUUUCCUGCAGCAGGGAGAUACAAUAUUCAAAUUCACAUGCAGUGUGGUACUGUUAGGAGAAACUUGCAAGAGGGUAGGAACAAGUUUAAGUUUGUAGCUUACGGGACUGGAACCCUUACUGAAGUAAACCUUACAGAGCCUCUACAAAGGGUCACCAAUCUUCUUUAUGCCAUGGACCCCUACCAUUAACCAACGGGUUCAUGGAAACCCUGCUCUACCACCGCGAAGACACUAAACUUAGAUUGGAGCAGAAACAGCAUUUCACCAUAAGACACAGGAGCAGGAAUUGUCCAUUCAGCCCAUUGAGUCUGCUCCGCCAUUCCAUCAUGGCUAAUUUAUUAUCUCUCUCUCAAUCCCAUUCCCCUGCCUUUUCCCCAUAACUUGUGAUUCCCUGUCUAAUCAAGAACCGAUCAACGUCCAAUGACUUGGCCUCGACAGCCUUCCGUGGCAAUGAAUUACACAGAUGCCUCACCCUUGGGCUAAAGAAAUUUUUCCUCAUCUCUGUUCAUCCCUCUAAUCUGAGGCAGUGCCCGCUGGUCCUUGACUCACCCGCUAUAGGAAACAUCCUCUCUAUCUAGGCAUUUCAAUAUUCGAAAGGUUUCAUUUAGAUCCCUCCCCCCCAUUCCUGCAAACUCCAGCGAGUACAGGCCUACAGCCAUCAAACGCUCCUCAUACAUUAACCCUUUCAUUCAGGAAAUCAUUCUCAUGAACCUCCUCUGAACCCUCUCCAAUGCCAGCACAUCAUUUCUUAGACAAUAGGCCCAAAACUGCUCACAAUACUCCAAUGUGGCCUGGCCAAUGCCAUACAAAGUCUCAGCAUUACAUCCAUGCCUUUGUCUUCCAGUCCUUCUGAAAUGAAUGCUAACAUUGAAUUUGUCUUCCUUCUCAAGCUGCAAUUUAACCUCAGAAUCAGGUUUAUUAACAGCUUUAGGGUGUUCUGCACAAGGACUCCCAAUUCCCUUUGCACCUCUGAUUUCUGAAUUUUAUCCCUGUUUACAAAAUAGUCCAUGUCUUCAUUCUUUUGCCAAAGUUCAUGACCAUGCAUUCCCUACAUUAUAUUCCAUUGGAUACUUCUUUACCCAAUCCCCCAAUCUGUCCAAUCCUUCUGUAGACACCCUGCUCCCUCAAUCUAUCUUCGUAUCAUCUGCAAACCUGGCCACAAACCCAAGAAUUCCUUAUCCAAAUCAUUCACAUAUAAUGUGUAAAGAAAUGGUCCCAAUACAGACUCCUGCAAACAGCACUAGUCACUGGCAGCCAAAGAAAAGGCCCCCUGCUCUUUGCCUCCCACCUGUCAGCCAAUCUUCUACGCAUGCUAGUACCUUUCCUGUAAUAUCAUGGGCUCUUAUCUUGUUAAGCAUCCUAACGAGGCCUUCUGAAAAUCCAAGUACACAACAUCCACUGACUCUCCUUUGUCUACCCUGCUUCUUAUUUCCUCAAGGAAUUCCAACAGAUUUGUCAGGCAAGAUUUCUCAAGGAAACCAUGCUAACUUUGGCCUAAUUUAUCAUGUGCCUCCAAGUACCUUGAAACCUCAUCCUUAAUAAUGGACUCCAACAUCUUUCCAAUCACUGAAGUCAGGCUAACUGGUCAAUAGUUUCCUUUCUUCUUCCUCCCUCCCUUCUUGAAGAGUGGAGUGGCAUUUGCAAUUUUCCAGUCCGCCAGAACCUAGUGACUCUUGAAAGAUCAUUACUAAUACCAUGGCAAUCCCUCCAGCUGUCUCUUUCAGAACCCUGCGGUGUACACCAUCUGGUCCAGGUGACCGAUCUACCUUCAAACUUUUCAGCUUUCCAAGCACCUACUCCUUAGUAAUAGCAACACUCACCUCUGUCCUGACGCUCUUGCACUUCUAGCAUUCUGCUAGUGCCUUCCACAAUGAAGACUGACACAAAAUUCUAAUUAAGUUCACCUGCCAUUUCCUUGUCCCCCAUUACCACCUCUCCCACAUCAUUUUCCAGCGGUCUGAUAUCCACUUUCAUCUUUUACUUUUUGCUUCUCUUUUAUAUGAUUGGCUAACUUACCCUAGUUCAUCUUUUCUCUCUUUAUAGCUUUUUUUAGUUGCCUUCUGUUGGUUUUCUAAAAGCUUCCCAAUCCUCUACUGUUCCACUAAUCUUUGCUCUAUUAUAUGCCUCCUCUUUGGCUUUAAUGCUGUCCUUGGCUUCUCUUGUCAGCUACGGUUGUGUCAUUCUCCCUUUAGAAUACUUCUUCAUUUUUGGGAUCUAUCCUUCCUGUGCCUUCUGAGUUUUCCCCCAAAACACCAGCCACUGGCGUUCUGCUGUCAUCCCUGCUAAUGUCCCUUUCAAUCAAUUUUAGCCAGCUCCUCUCUCAGGCCUCUGUAAUUUCCUUAACUCCACUGUAAUAUUUAACUUCUCCUUCUCAAAUUGCAGGGUCAAUUAUCACUACCUCCUCAGAGUUCCUUUAAUCAAAUUUUGGUCAUUACAUAGCAUUCAAUCCAGAAUUGCGCUUCCUCUAGUGGAGUCAACCACAAACCGUUCUAAAAAAAUCUCGUAAGCAUUCUACAAACUCCCCCUGCGAGAUCCAGCACCUACCUGAUUUUCCCAAUUAAAAUCCCCCACGUUUAUCGCAACAUUUUCCUUUUCACUUGCCUUUUCUAUCUCCCAUUGUAAUUUGUAGCCCACAUCUUGGCCACUGUUCAGAGUCCUGUAUACAACUCCCAUCAGGGUCUUUUUACCCUUGCAGUUUCUUAUCUCUACCCACAAGAUCUCUACGUCUUAUACUCCUAUCUCAUCUCUUACCAACAGAGCCAGAGGACCCCAUCUGCCUACCCGCCUGUCCUUUUGACUUCAUAUUUCGUUCGGGUAGUCUCCUACCUGACAGCAUGAACAUCUAUUUCUCUAACUUCCAGUAAUUUCUCCCCCUUCUCUCUUAAUACAGUAUUCCCCAUCCUGAUUCCCCUCUCACCCCUUCUCUUCUCCUCACCUGACCAAUACCUCCCUCCAGUUCCCUUUCUCCCAUGGUCCACCCUCCUCUCCUAUCAGAUUCCUUCUUCUUCAGCCGUUUACCUCGUCCACCAAUCACCUCCCAGCUUCUGACUUCAUCCCCCCCUCUCCCACCCAGCUUCCCCCUCACCUGGUCUCACCUACCACCUGCCAAGUUGUACUCCUCCCC
This is a messenger RNA of Mobula hypostoma (lesser devil ray), 7764 nucleotides long. RefSeq names its product cartilage intermediate layer protein, nucleotide pyrophosphohydrolase (gene cilp). The transcript has 9 exons. The record is from RefSeq and is a predicted model, not a curated record. The coding region runs from base 318 to 3803 and encodes 1161 amino acids. Lineage: Eukaryota; Metazoa; Chordata; Chondrichthyes; Myliobatiformes; Myliobatidae.